Molecule: messenger RNA, 3082 nt
Organism: Lingula anatina
Lineage: Eukaryota; Metazoa; Brachiopoda; Lingulata; Lingulida; Lingulidae
Product: protein regulator of cytokinesis 1-like
Biological process (GO): microtubule cytoskeleton organization; mitotic spindle midzone assembly
Cellular component (GO): mitotic spindle midzone; spindle; cytoplasm
Molecular function (GO): microtubule binding
Source: RefSeq, a predicted model, not a curated record
UUGAAAUUGGCCAAUCAGAAACUAGGCCAGGUCACAAAUUUUGAUUUGAAACCCUACAUGGAAACUUGAAGGAUCGCUGUGAUUUUAAAUGACCAACAUUAAUAGAUAGACAAAAUAAUGUCCGCGAGAAGUCAUGAGGAGAUGCAGCAGGAGCUGGGCAAGUGCCUGGGCACCACGCUGAACAGAUUACAAAACAUCUGGGACGAGAUAGGGAUUCUGGACGAGCAACGACGAGAGCGCACGGACGUUGUGUUCCUGCACCUGCGUAACCUGCUGGAAGAGAUGGUGAAGGAGGAGGAAUCUCUGAAGACCAACCUGCUGCGCAAUGUGGAAACAUAUGGUGCAGACAUGCUGAAACUGAGCAAAGAGCUCGCUGUACAACCCUAUGAGCCCCCAGAUGGUAUAUCAAUCCUUCAGCUUGAGAAGGAGCUCCGGACUAAAGUGGACAUCAUGCAAAAAGAGAAACAUAACAGAUUGAAAACCCUGAAGAAGCUGCGUGAGCAGGACCAGCAUGUGUGUGACAUCCUGUGUACAACACCCUAUUACAUUCCCUCAGGCACAGUGCCCAGUGAGGAGGAACUGAACUCAUUAAGGGAACAUAUUGCGUCACUGGAGGAAGAGAGAGAAAAGCGUCACACUGUUUUCCUGAACACCAAAAAAGAGAUAGCAGCUAUUUUAGAAGCACUUGACCAGUGUCCCAACACAUCAUUUGAAAAAGACAUUAUCAAUGAAGAGGAGGAGGCUUUCCUGUUAUCCAAAGAGAACAUGGCUGCCCUGAAAGACUUGCACCAAGAUCUCUCACAGAAAAAGCAAGAUGCCCAAGAUCUUGUGGAAAAGUUAAAUGAGCAGCUGUUUUGGCUUUGGGACCGCCUGGUUAUUCCACAGGAGGAGAGGAGUGCUUUUAAAGAAGCUAACAAAGGCAUUAAACCCAAAGUCAUACAGGCAAUACGGGACGAAAUAGCCCGUUGUGAACAGCUGAAAUUACAGAACAUCCAGAGGUUUGUGGAAGGCAUCAGGACAGAGCUGUCCAACUGGUGGGAUAAAUGUUUUUAUUCAAAGGAGAAGAGAGAGGAGUUCACAGCUUUUAAUGAUGAUAAUUUUACAGAAGAGUUGCUUGAACAACAUGAUGUAGAGUUAUCAAAAGUUCGCAAUUACUACGAAGAGAAUAAAGCUCUCCUAGACAGGGUCCACAAGUGGCAAGAAAUGUGGUGUGAACUCAAAGUUUUUGAGAAAAAAGCUGCAGAUCCAAACAGGUUUCACAAUAACAGAGGGGGUGCUUUGCUGCAAGAGGAAAAACAGAGGAAGAAAAUAGAGAAACAGCUACCAAAGGUGGAGCAGGAGGUCAAGACAGCCAUACAGCAGUGGGAAACAGAGCACAGCAAGCAGUUCCUAGUGGGAGGUGUGGAGUUUGUGGACUACAUUGAACAGCAGUGGGAGAUCCACAGGCUGGAGAAGGAGAGGGAGAAAUUAGAAAGGCAUCAAAGAAAUGCCAAGGUGACAGAGGAAGAGAUGAUCUUUGGCAGUAAGCCAGCCACGCCCUCCGCCAAGAGACGGUUCCUUCUCACUCCUUCCAAGACUCCAAACAGCAAGAUGAGAAAGCUGAAUGACACCACAAAGACACCACGGUCUACAACAUUAAUUGGGGGCACCGUCUUCCCUUCACCAGCUGGACUCCCACCAAAGUCUGCUGGCAAAACAAUGUCAUCCAAGACCCCCCGCAGACUGCGGCCAACACAGCAGCGGAUGCAGCGCAAAGUGCUGGGCGAGAACACCCAGCAGAAUGUCGUGGGUGACCAGUCCAACAUCUUCAGUCACACGACCCUGAGUGCAGGCGGAGGAGUCAGAGGUAUUCAUAAUGCAAGUACCGUGUCAAUAGGCUCCACAAUCACGUACCAAGACUUUGCAAGGGGCCUUGGUCACAAAACACGCCCAAACUGCCGAAGUAGUGUCAUUCCUAAACCAUGCCCAAAAGCUACGUACCUAUGAUGAGGAAACCAUUUGAUCUGCUGAAUCUGAGGACAACUUCAUAGAGCUGCAUACUCGUAAAAACAUGUGCACUUCUGCUGCAUGUGACCUCGGAUGGAAUUAUGUUGGUGACUUUCAGUUUACUUAAAAACCUGUUCCCAGUGGCUGGGAAAUCCUUCUUGAAUCUUGAAAUGCAUUGGAGACAUGGCAUUUAUCAUCAAGUGCGUACAUUGAGAUUGGGGAAAAAAACAAUAUGAUACAGAAAGUAUGACUUAAUGAUUUUAUUUGUGCUAUUAAGCAGGCCACCCUGCAUCAAGUGUCAACUGAUCUAUUUAUAAAGCUUUCUGGGCUACAAGUGGUGCCAUCUUUGGGGUGUAGGAAUCAGUGACCUUUGCGGGAUAUCUGUCACUUGCAAACAUCCUUGUAUCAUGGUGACCAGUGUUAACCUUCUGGUAUUUUAAUAUAUUUUAAACACAUUCUGUUGUAUAUAGCUGUACAUAGAGGACUGCUAUGAUUGUGAAGAGUGGAUCUGGAAGUGACUGACUGAUAAUUCAACUGAGCUACUUAGGUGGAAUGUAUCAAAUAAAAGCAAAACACUUUUAAUUUGGCUAAUGUUAGGAAUACACAUGGAACUUAUAGGCCUUUGAUUUUGAUGAUUAAUAUUUGCACCUUGAGAAGGCUCAAUGACAAAUGCUUUGUAACAUUACCAGGUGACUUGACAGAUGAGUUUAAAAUCUAUUACUGACACUUGUUAUUGGAAAUUAAAGGCCAGCUCUUUCGGCAUAUUUUUUUGAAUGAUUUGUGAUGAUUAUUAUUAUUAUUAUUAAUACCAAACAUCCUGAGUGGGAGUGGUUCACCAAAUAUGAUGAAUUAUUUCUAAACCACCAACUGUAACAUUUGUCUGAUCAUGGAAAUACAUCAAAAUGUGGUGACAGUGAUAUCUUGAUUUUAAUGACAUUUGCAGUUAGCUUGGUUGAAAACUUGUCUGAAUUUAGGAACAAAAUAUCUGAAAUUUUUUUCUACUGGUGCACUUUCUAUAGACUGGAUAUGUUUGUACAACUUGGAGUGUAGAACCAAGAACCCCCUGUAAAUAAUGGCAAAUAAACAUCUACUCUCA